Molecule: messenger RNA, 3158 nt
Organism: Pelmatolapia mariae (spotted tilapia)
Lineage: Eukaryota; Metazoa; Chordata; Actinopteri; Cichliformes; Cichlidae
Gene: slc24a4b
Product: solute carrier family 24 member 4b
Exons: 17
Coding region: 893-2674 (593 amino acids)
Biological process (GO): calcium ion transmembrane transport; intracellular calcium ion homeostasis
Cellular component (GO): plasma membrane
Molecular function (GO): calcium channel activity; calcium, potassium:sodium antiporter activity
Source: RefSeq, a predicted model, not a curated record
GGGGUUUUCUGUGUAGGCUUUCUUUUAAACAGCAUGAUUGGGCUUGCCUACUCGACGGUCAAAUAAUGUAAGAGAUCGCGUGAGUUUGGAGUUCCGUGUGAUCAAUCAGCAGCUCCCCGUUGUUUCUAAAGUGGACAGUGAAGAGAAAGAAGGAGGAAGAUUUUUUUUCCCCCACUGGCUGUUUGCACAUUCAGUACUCAGGAAAGUUAAAGGAGCACGGUCUCGAUGGAGGGGAUGAAGGGCACAGAGUAGGAGGGAAACUGAUGGUCCUCUCUCAUUAUCAGCACGGUUUUCCUGCACUGAGGAGGACUUCAUGCGGAGGGGGAGGCGCCCAAGCGAGGCGAGCGGCAAGACUGCUGCCUGAAUUUAACAAUUAACCUUGAUGAACACUGAUUGCUUUCACUUAACAGGCGCAGGUGCGUGUGGUUUGCAAAACGGCGCAGCUGAGCGAUUCCACAUUUGUGACCGAACACUGACGCAUUUUAUGCUAAACACAGAAACUACAGGCUGCCACAGAUAGAUAAUAGCAAUUGCAGCUGAUUUUUUUUCUCUUUCCACGGGACAGGAUGCAGGUUGCAAUAGGAACCCAUCCGACACACGUCCUUUUGCAGAAUCCGAAUUCAGGGGCGCCACUGAACUGAUUUGGAGACAUAUCGGAAUUUGACCGCCUUGUCAUUGCCCAGUCACCAGUCCCGGGCAGCUGAACGGCAUCAUCUCAGCAUCGGAGACAAGAAGGGGGGAAAAACUGUCCGCUUUACUACUCUCCAUCUGCGCACUGGACGGCUUGAAAUGAGGGUCACAUCCCGGUUGUGUUCCGUGUGAAGAGGCAAGCGAGGUGGCAGUUUCUUCGGCUCAAGGACGCAAAAAGUGGCCGCCGGCCGAGGUGCGAAGCAUGGAGCAGCACGACACUGACACCGCGACCCCCUCCAAAAAGACAAUAAUUGCGAAGAUAUUUAAAGUUCGCAAGAGGAGGGAGAUGUUAUUCGUGCAGGUCUGCUUUAUCUGCAGUGUCCUGUUCGUAGCGUGGAGCAUGUCGGCACUAUUGACCAAGACAGGCCAUGGGAUGAUUGUGGAGGGACAUCCCGACCAUGAAAUCUGGGGGAGACGGCUAAUGGCUUCAGUACCAGAAAAUGAAACUGAGGAGAAGAACUGUUCAGCGCCAGCAAUACACGAGUUCCCCGACGACUUUUUCACCAACGAUGAACGGAAGAGUGGAGCCAUUCUGCUGCACAUUGUGGCGGCUCUUUACAUGUUUCUGGCGCUUGCUAUAACAUGUGAUGAAUACUUUGUGACAUCACUGGAGAAGAUCUGUGAGAAACUAGAUCUAAGUGAAGAUGUCGCAGGAGCCACCUUCAUGGCAGCUGGCAGUUCUGCACCAGAGCUUUUUGCAUCUGUCAUCGGUGUCUUCAUCACCCACGGUGAUGUGGGGGUGGGGACCAUUGUUGGCUCAGCGGUCUUCAACAUCCUAUGCAUCAUUGGUGUCUGCGGGAUCUUUGCUGGACAGGUGGUGAUGCUGACCUGGUGGGCUGUUUUCAGGGAUUCCUUCUAUUACAUCCUGUCUGUUGUGGCUCUGAUUGCAUUCAUCUAUGAUGAGAAGAUAGUUUGGUGGGAGAGUUUGGUGCUGGUGCUCAUGUAUGCAGGAUACAUCCUCGUCAUGAAAUUCAACUCCAGCAUGCAGAAGUUUUUCAUGGGAAAGUCAAACAAAAAUGUGGCAAAUGGCAACGCGGCAGCCAGCAGUGAGAUGGAGGACGUCAAGCCUAGCAAAGCUUACAGCCGUGGCUCUGUGGUGAUGGUGGAUGAGAUCAUGAAUGCAAGCCCUUCAAAGUUCAGGUUCCCAGAGGCUGGCCUCCGUGUCAUGGUGACCAGCCAUUUUGGACCCAAGACCCGCCUGCGCAUGGCCAGUCGCCUCAUCAUUACAGAGCGCCAGAAGUUGGUGCAAGCUGCCAAUGGUGUGGAGACGCAAGUGAUCGACGGGAAGGUUGAAAUCGAGAAUGGAAAUGUGCCAGAGGACAAACCCAGCGAGGUGGAGGAAAAUGACACCAUCUCACCUUUUCAUAUUCCAAGGAGUAUAGGCAGUAAGUUUAAGUGGCUGAUCUCGUGGCCUCUGCUCCUGCUGCUGUUCUUUACGGUCCCAAACUGUGCCAAGCCUCGCUGGGAGAAAUACUUCAUGCUCUCUUUCAUCCUGUCUACUGUCUGGAUUGCAGUAUUCUCCUACUUUAUGGUCUGGAUGGUGACCAUAAUCGGCUACACUUUGGGAAUACCUGAUGUUAUCAUGGGCAUUACUUUUUUGGCGGCAGGAACCAGCGUCCCAGACUGCAUAGCUAGUCUCAUCGUGGCUCGGCAAGGUUUGGGAGACAUGGCAGUGUCCAAUACUAUUGGCAGUAAUGUCUUUGAUAUUCUAGUGGGACUUGGGGUUCCGUGGGCGAUGCAGACCAUGUGCGUUAGCUAUGGAUCAGUGGUGAUGAUUAACAGUCGGGGGCUGCUUUACUCAGUGGUGCUUCUCCUGGGCUCUGUGGCCCUCACGGUGCUGGGGAUCCACUUGAACAAGUGGCGGCUGGAUUUAAAGCUGGGCGUGUACGUCCUCGUCCUGUAUGCCGUUUUCCUCUGCUUCUCUAUCAUGAUAGAAUACAACGUCUUCACUUUUGUCAACCUUCCCAUGUGUAUGGAGGAGUAGAGCACAGCAGCAUGCCUCGAAUACCAAAACCUCAAGGCUCCCAUAGCAACCUUCAAUUUUCUUUUCUACAAUAACACGGACCUAUCAGCAGACUGUUCUCCUCCUCCUUUGCACUCUCUUCUUUGUAAUCCUUUUGUCCCAAAUAUGAAUCUAAUUUACUUACGAGGCAGUAAGCUGUAAGAAUGGAUGCCAUUGUACGUCUCAAAUUUGUCUCCUUGUCACACAGUGCCGGUCCUUAAUGCCCGUUAUUUGGGGCAUUGCCUGUUACUGCAGUAAAGUAUUUAGUUCCUCUGUGCGCCUGCUAUCUUUCUACCCAUCUAGCAUGCCUUUAGAUGUUGGGGACCUCCAGAAAUCAUAAGUGCCCCUGUUAAUUGUUGGUGUGUUUUCAAUGUUCACGUUGUAGAGAUUCACACACCAUUUCCAAAGCCUUUCCACAAACCAAAAGAGUCUGUCGAGGAAAAAGGAAAAAAAAAAAAUUAACAAA